This is a messenger RNA of Colias croceus (clouded yellow), 1570 nucleotides long. RefSeq names its product ubiquitin domain-containing protein UBFD1-like. The coding region runs from base 141 to 1019 and encodes 292 amino acids. Gene Ontology annotation, molecular function: RNA binding; cadherin binding. The transcript is spliced from 6 exons. The record is from RefSeq and is a predicted model, not a curated record. NCBI's taxonomy places the organism in Eukaryota, Metazoa, Arthropoda, Insecta, Lepidoptera, Pieridae.
GACGGAAUGACGAUUGGUGUAAAAUUUGUUGCUUCACGUCAGCCAGUUAUAUUUUUAAUUUUUUUUUUCAAAACAACUCGUUAUUGGAUUCAAUUUAUUGGUUACCGAGUAAAAAUUUUAGAAAUAUAUAGCAUUUAAUUAUGGAUUAUAUAACAUCAGAAAAAGGAGAUACAGCAGAGAACAGGGAUCCGAACUCACACGUCGCAAAUGGAGCGUCUAAGGCAUGUUUAGAAAGCAAAAGCAGUAUUGACAAUGAUAAACCCAGCACAGAGACACCACAAGAAAGCGCCGCAUGCACAUCAGAGUCCACCGAAGAUUUGGAAUUAUGUGAAAUACCAGAACAAGUCGAAUUUACUGUAGUUUUUAAUAAAAUGAAACAUGACAUCACAUUCGCCUACGACGCAACUGUAUUAGAAUUAAAAGCUCACUUGGAACGAAUAUGCGGAGUGCCGCAAUCAGCUCAAAAAUUAAUUAUAAAAGGAAUGGCAAAAGAUGAUGUGACCCUUCGAAAAGCUGGCGUUGUUAAAGGAGGAAAGGUCAUGCUUGUGGGGUCAAAAAUGGAUGAUAUUCUGGCUGUGAAAAGUGCACCAAAGGAAAUUCAAGAAGAAAAAAAUAGUAGUCAGUCAAGUAAAGAACCUCUUUGUAUGCAAAAAAUCCAUAGGAAAGUUCUGGACAAAGGCAUUCCACCAGAUGUCAUGCCCGGAAUAAAAGGUGUAAAGGAGCCCCUACCACCAGUUCCCCUCAGUGGCAUGUUAAAUAAGCACGGUGGAAAGGUGCGGCUGACGUUCAAACCAGAACAGGACCAGCUGUGGCUCGGAACCAAGGAGAGGACUGAGAAGCUUGCCAUGACAUCUAUUAAGAGUAUUACUUCAGAACCAAUAAAGGAUCAUGAAGAAUAUCAUAUUAUGGGUCUUCAAUUAGGACCGACAGAAGCAUCUCGCUAUUGGGUAUAUUGGGUGCCCGCGCAGUACAUCGAAGCUAUCAAGGAUGCCGUACUUGGCGUAUGGCAAUUCUUCUAAAUGUCCACAUCACUGCCGACUUACUAACAAGCUACUUGGGUAGUUGCAAUAUUUAAAAAAAAAUCUAAAUGUCAAAUUUUAACCCUAAUAGUCAUUAUUUUAUAACAUUGUAAUAUUACAAUACCCAUCUGUGGUUGGGGAAUAAAUUAGAUACAAUGUCAAUGAUUGUACAUUAAACCUAGUGUUUGAUUAUAUUUGCUGUUUCACACAAUUAUUUUCUUGAUUGCCAUUAUUUCAGAAAUGCUGGAUUUCAAAUGACCUUGGUUGAUACUUGUAUGCAUCAAACUCAACAGCUGUAAAUUGCUAUAUAGGGAGCCAAGUUAUACGUGAGCUUAUUAUCCCGUUAUUUCGAUCCUGAUCUCUAUUUAAAUUUACAAUAAUUACUCAGCAAAGGAUUGAUUCGAAAGCAAAUUCGACUGCUAAAUUAUUUAAUAUAAUUUUUAUUAUAAGCUUUGGAAAUGAUUAUUUUAUAAAUUACAUUUAAGUUUUCUUGUCAAUCCUUCACUGCAAUUUGGAUAAUAGAGUUAGAUAAAAUAAAAUGUUUCAAAUGA